Pseudo-nitzschia multistriata is the source of this 2530-nucleotide messenger RNA. The record is from the annotation of a GenBank genome assembly. Lineage: Eukaryota; Bacillariophyta; Bacillariophyceae; Bacillariales; Bacillariaceae.
CCUCUCUUGGAUCGGUGAUGGAAUGAUUCAUCGAUCGAUACAUAGGUGGAUUGGUGUUCCUCCUCCGAACUCCAUCCCACUUUUGGUUUGGCGUUCGAAGCGAAGCGAAACCGAGACAGCGUGCCGAGGCAACACAGGGAACCCGACUCGACUCGACUUCUCCACUCCACAAUGAGCGCCACCCGGAACGCCCGACGCAGCAGCAGAGGCGGCUCUUUUCCCGGCGAACGGACCGGUGGAACCGGAAGAGAGACCGCGGGCCUUUUCCCGGCCAAGAAUGCGGGAACCCCAACGACAACGACGAACACGAACACAAACACGAAACCCACCGCUUCGGGGGCGGGCAGAACAAGGACAAAACCAAAACAAAAACAAAAAACAAAGACCUCCCGGAACCUGACCGACCCCGAGCGCAAGGCCCUCCUCCGCGAGCUCCUGAGGCGCCGCGGGGCCAACGGGAGGCCCGCCCGGGGGGCCCUCAAGGCCGCCGCCGCCGCCUUUGGGACCUCCACGCGGACCUGCUCGAGGAUCUGGGCCUCGGGGGGGGCCUCGCGUAGGCACAGGUGCGGCCGCAAGGCCCGGCCGGAGGGGGACCUCUCCUGCCUGGUGGCCUCCGUCCCGCUGGAAGCCCGGGGGAACCUAAGGGCCCUGGCGGAAGAGACGGGCAUACCCAAGGCCAGCCUGCACCGGUACGUCCGCAAGGGGGUCCUGGAGCACCCCACCCACCUCUUCCGGCCCCUCCUGGGGGACGACCACAGGAAGGAACGGAUCGCCUUUUGCCUCUCCCACCUGGGGGGGGACGGAAAUUUAAACGGAAACGGGGCCUGUGCCUUUGGCCCGAUGAAGGAGGUCGUCCACCUGGCGGAGAAGUGGUUCUUUCGGGACGAGGCGGCGGCGAACGCCUACUUUUUGCCGGCCGAGCUGGAGCCGGGCCACAACGACAGCAACAACGACAAAAACGACAGCAACAACAACAACAACAACAACGCCGGCCCCGAGAGGGUCCUCUUUCUCUGCGCAACGGCCCGCCCGAGGCACGACGCGAGCCGGAACGCCUGGUUCGACGGAAAGCUGGGGAUCUGGCCCCUGGUCGUCCCGGGGGAGGGACCCUGCGGGCCCGGGGAAAAGGCCUCCCGGUACCGGAAGAUCGUUGCCGAAAAGCUCCUGCCGGCCGUUUACGAACGGUUCCCGAGGGACGCCUUCGGCAGCAGCAGCGACGAAAGCAAAACCAACAGCAGCAACAGCAACCACCACGAAAACCACCACAAAGACGGCCCCUUUCGGUGCGUUCUCCAGGAGGACCGCUCCCUGCCCCAUUCGGAAUGCCUGGACCGGGAGGCCCUGGUGGAAGCCGCCCGCAAACACCACUGGGAGAUUUCCUUUGCGGCGCAGCCGAACGGGAGUGCCGAUUUCAGCGUGCCCCACCUGGGAUUCUUCCGGUCCGUCCAGUCCCUGCAGCACAAGCAGCAGCUGAAACAGCAACAGCCGAAACAGCCAGAGCACACCGAAGAGCCGCCGGAGACUCCCACCGAACGCGCCUCGGAAACGCUGAUCCAAGCCGUCCAGAGGGCCUUUUGCGAAACCGGGGACGGGGCCCUGGCCACCAGCUUUCGGGCCCUCUGGUUCAACAUGGAGGACGCCCUCGGCGUGGGGGGGGACAACUCCUACCGGCCCCGGCACCCCGGGAAGCCCAAGAGCCGAGCCACCUUCGGCGACACCGGACCGGUCCCCUGCGACCCGGUCAAGGCCGGCUACGCCCGGCUCCUCCUGGCGAACUCCCACACCGCUACCAGCCGGAGGAACGCUCUGGGAGCCGUGGCAGCCGUCGGGGCUCCGCUCGUCCGGGCCGGGAGCCGCUAGCGGCUAUUCGGUGCCGAUCGUUGGUACCGGUACAGCAACAAAUUGGGACGCGACUAUUCACCCGAAUCUGAUCAGUCAUCCUACUCGACCAGCACAGUUUUGUAAGCAUUCUAGUAACCAUUCUUGUGAUUUAUAAGGAUAUAAUUAGUUGGACACCACGCUGUUCAUCAUCCACGGUCACGGGCAUUGUCGAGAAUAAUGACCAUUCUUUCCCCACCCUCGGUUCUGAAUUUUGCAAAAAUUCUUAUCCCAUAGCAAAAAAGAACCCAAGUUAACGUCUUGGAGAACUUGUGACGAGCUGCUGCAGAAUUUCCUUCGUGUACUUCAGUCGCUUGGCAAUUUCGGCAUUGCAUCCCACCAACUCGUCCGUCAUGUAAUACGUAUUCCGAGUCGUAUUCUUGUCGACAUACGUAAUAUAGCGCUCGUCGGGAGUCAAGAGGACCUCGGUGUGAUCGUAAAACACGAUCUGAACGGUCUGGUCGCUCAAACGGAAGAAAAUUGCGUGCCUCGUUCGAACCCACUUCUUCAGGAACACCAUGCCACUGCCACCGUUGUCACCUACAGGACGGCGCGAAAUAUCUUCGUCUGAUCUUUGGUGUUGCUCGAUCAGAUACUUUCGAAAGUGUCGCAAAAGUGUUACAUAUUUCUCUAAUGAAUCGGGAUAUUUCGA